AUGGCCUUGGAGAACAAAAGGGUGACGGCUUUUUCAGUUUCAGGCUGGGCAUGGCUUCCAAAAAACCUUCUCGACUCAGUUCUGGACCGCAUGACUAGGUUUUCUGAUUUCAUCCGGUUUCGCUUGGUCUGUAGACCAUGGCGAUUGGUCGCACUAGAAGAGAAUAAUUGCCACCGUAUUCAGAAACAAAAGUUGCAUAUCCUCAAAACAUGCUGUAAUGUACAGCCUAUGCUGAUGAUCCCUCCUAUAGGUAAUAACAAAGAAAACUUGAGUUUUUGUAGUGUCACCGAAGGACUAAUCCAUGAUCUCAAGUUGCCAAUGCUUUAUAAUAGACGAAGUUUUGGAUCUUCACAUGGAUGGUUAUUUACUAUAGAAAAAUCGAUGGCCAUAACCCUGUUGAACCCCUUCACUCAAGAAACCAUUGGUCUGCCAGAUUUCAGAGAUCCUUCCAACCAUUACCAUGAGUGGGUUGAUGAUGAUGACUAUGACUAUUUCAUCUGUAAAGGUAUAUUAUCCUGUGAUCCUUCUCAAGAUCCUAAUAAUUAUGAAGUUGCGGUCAUCCAUCGAGAAAUGAGAACGUUGGCAUUUUUUAAAUCAGGGGAUGAAUCUUGGAUAUUUAUAGACUUGAAAGAAAAUUACUUAUUUUCUGACCUUAUUUACCAUGAAGGUCAAUUCCAUGGUAUCAACGAUUGGGGUAGUCAUAUAUGUGUUGAUGUUAUGAAUGGGACACAUAAAGUGAUCGUUAAUCGUAAAAAAGUUCUUGGUAGACUUCGAAUAACUUACUUGGUGAAAUCACAUGACGGAGAUCUAUUAAUGGUGACAAGGUUUUUGGAAGAAAACGUCCAUGACGAUGCAUUGUAA
This is a messenger RNA of Ilex paraguariensis (yerba mate), 861 nucleotides long. The record is from the annotation of a GenBank genome assembly. Lineage: Eukaryota; Viridiplantae; Streptophyta; Magnoliopsida; Aquifoliales; Aquifoliaceae.